Molecule: messenger RNA, 2098 nt
Organism: Fimicolochytrium jonesii
Lineage: Eukaryota; Fungi; Chytridiomycota; Chytridiomycetes; Spizellomycetales; Powellomycetaceae
Exons: 3
Coding region: 255-2003 (582 amino acids)
Source: RefSeq, a predicted model, not a curated record
CCGAUGGGGAGCUCAGCCUUUUGGGAACUAAGUGCAAUUUCGGCGAAUUGUUCGCAGGGGUCAGGUUUCCCGCUCGCUAAAAGAGCAAAGGAGGCGCACGCGCGAUGAUUGCGCCUCGUAACGUCUAUUAAACCGGGUCCGAGCCCAUACCCCCCUCGCUACUCCAGAGACCGCUGAAACCGGAAAUCUACGGACAUAUACUCCAGAAUAUACCUUCAGACUACACUAAACGCCGAAUAUACCAUCGACCAACAAUGGUUGGCGCUAAAAUCACCUUGCUACUGCUUGUAGCUGGAGCUUCGGCUUCCAGCGCUUUCUCUUUGAACAAGGCGAGAGAUGCGAUCGCACGCGUUGCCGACAAGAUCGAAUUCAUACCCGGUGUUGCUGCCGACACUUCUUCGAGCGGCGAAGCUGCCAAAGCGGCUGCAGCCGCAGCCCUGGCUGCCAAGCACGGUGCCAAGGCGGUAGUUAAAGCUGGCUACGAGGCCAAGGAUGCUAUCUAUGAUACUUCCGCCCACGCAGCUGGCGCUAUUAAAGAUGCAUCCGCAAAUGCUGCUGGCACGGUCAAGAAUGCUUACGCUUAUGUUGCUGGGACUGCUCAGGAUGCGUCCGCCAACGCCGCCGGCGCUGUCAAAGAUACCUCCACCAACGCCGCUAGCGCCGUUAAGGAUGCUUCCGCCAAAGCGGCUGGCACCGCCCAGGACGCCUAUGCAAGCGCCUCUGGUACCGUCAAGGAUGCUUCUGCCAAAGCGGCUGGCACCGCCCAGGACGCCUAUGCAAGCGCCUCUGGUACCGUCAAGGAUGCUUCUGCCAAAGCGGCUGGCACCGCCCAGGACGCCUAUGCAAGCGCCUCUGGUACCGUCAAGGAUGCUUCUGCCAACGCCGUCGGCAACGCCAAGGACGUCUAUGCAAGGGCUGCUGACACGGUUAACGAUGCGUCCGCCAAUGCCGCUGGCACCGCCCACGACGCGUCCAGCUACGUCGGUGGCUUUUUCAAAGACGCGUCUACGAAUGCCGCCGGCACUGCUCAAGAUGCUUACGCCUCCGUUGCUGGUACCGUCAAAGAGGCCUCCGGCGGCGUGGCUGGUGCUGCUCAGGACAUCGCUGCCAGGGCUGCUGGCACCGCAAAAGAUGCUUAUGGCUACGUAGCUGGUACUGUCAACAACGCCGCCGGAACAGCUGAGGGUGCUGCUGCUGAUGCCGCCGGCACCGCUCAGGGUGCUUACGCUUUCGUUGCUGGUACCGUCAAGGGUGCCUCGGGCAGCGCCGCCGACACGGUCAAGAAUGCUGCCGCCGCUGGAGCGGACAAAGUUCGACGCACCUUCGCUCCCAAUGAGUGGAAGACCGCCUCGAGUGUGCAUCCGGACAGGAUUGCUUUCCGCCGUGACGUUAGUGGCGCCGGAAGCGGUUGGGCGGACGCUGUUCACUCGCAAGCCGAAGAAGUUUGGGACAAAACGACCGGAGUCAUAAAACGUGGUCUAAACCCUAGCCGCUAUUCACCUGCCCGGUACACAUGGUUCAAGCGCCGUGGCGAUGGCGACGAUUCCGAGCUCGAGAGGCGCCGAUUCCCAUUCCCCCUUCGCCGCGAGCCAGCUGAUUCCGCUGACCAUGCCGAGAUCUACGAUGCGGUCGCCGAGAAGGUCAGACGCGCAAUUAAAGGCCCAGAGAAAUUUCGCAUUGCCUACCGAGACGGUGACGACGAGGAACUCGCUGCCCGAAACGCAGGCUCCUCGAAAAUUCGCAUCUCCAAUGAUGGUAGGGCUGGUGGUAAGCGCGACAGUGACGACGGCCAGGAUCUUGCUGCCCGAAACGCAGGCUCCUCGAAAAUUCGCAUCUCCAAUGAUGGUAGGGCUGGUGGUAAGCGCGACAGUGACGACGGCCAGGAUCUUGCUGCCCGAGGCAACCCCGCAAGCCAAGGCAAGGGUGGAGUUGGAUUUCGCGUUACCAAGCGCGACGGUGACGACGGCCAAGGCCAAGGCGAAGGCGGCAACGGCGGCUUCUGAUAUAUAGGCUUCGUCCAUAUCUGUUUUUGAAGCCUGCGGUUCAUCCCUUGGAUAAAUAAUUGAAAUAAACUGUUAUCAAAAACCGUUCCUCUUCC